Australozyma saopauloensis is the source of this 1584-nucleotide messenger RNA. RefSeq lists its product as uncharacterized. The record is from RefSeq and is a predicted model, not a curated record. The transcript has a single exon. The coding region runs from base 1 to 1584 and encodes 527 amino acids. Lineage: Eukaryota; Fungi; Ascomycota; Pichiomycetes; Serinales; Metschnikowiaceae.
AUGACAUCUCCACAGGUAUACCCGUCCAAAAUCAAUUACCGUCCGGGCCGUGUUCAGACCCUCACGCCCGAACACGAGAUUCUCUUGAAGCAGUGCUGGGCAACGUUACUACGGAUAUGGGGAUACGACGUCCAGCUUUCCGAGUCAGACAUCAAAAACAGAGAUGCGUUCGUUGUCUCGCAAAUGGUGCAGAACAUGUGCAGAGAUUCCGAUGCUGCCUCUCUUAAGCUGGAGACCAAGAAGAAACGGGGCUUGUUCUCGAGGAAGCCGGCUGCCAGUGCUCCUGUUAGACCUGUAAGUGACAAAAGGGCGAAGGAACUCCAGAAUGGCUCCAUGGAGAAGUAUGUGACCACCGAUGUGGCUAGCGAGUUAACCCGCAAUGUGUACUUCAACAUAUACAAACAGAACUACGCCAAUUACUUCAUGGACGAGUCGGAGAUAGACUCGGUAGACGUACAGUCCAUCGACACAUUUGUCACUGCCACCACCACGUUCUCGCAAACGCUCACCGACUUGGCGUCUUUGAAGGCCGAUUUCGGUGAGUCGGCAAGCGUAUUUUCGUCCACCACGGCGCUGUCUCGGCCAGGGUUUCGUGGGAAGUAUCGCCAGUACGACCCCCUGGACCUCCACUCGGCUAUGUUUAAGGUCGUCAAGAAUGACUUGGUAGACAACUUCGUGUUGAGAUACAUCCGUGCCCGCAAGUGUAAGUAUGAAGACGCCAUGGCCAUGCUUACCAAAACUCUCAAUUGGCGCCAAAACGAAUGUCCGGUGGAGGAAUGGCUUCUGGAGGGUGACGCGCCCUCCUACGUGGCUGGAACGAACAAAGGCUUCGUGAAGAACUUUACCGUGAGCAAAUCUUUCAUCCGUGGUCAUGACAAAAACAAGAACCCGCUUUUUGUUUUCCAGUCGAAGAAGCACUUUGCUUCAGAUACCACGCAGGCUGAGACUGAGAGAUUUGCCCUUUUGAUCAUCGAGUGGUGUAGAUUGCAUUUGCGGGACGUUAACGAGUCCGUCGACACUUGUUCGUUGGUGUUUGAUCUCAGUGGGUUUUCCUUGAAGAAUGCGGACAAUGCUCCUGUGAAGUUCCUCACCUCGAUGUUCGAGAGUCACUAUCCCGAAAGUUUGGGUAUCGUUGUCGUCCACAAUGCGCCCUGGAUCUUCUCUACCGUCUGGAACGUGAUCAAGAACUGGCUCGACCCUGUUGUUGCAUCAAAGAUCCACUUCACCAAGGGCUUUGAUGACAUCGCCAAGUUCAUUGAUCCAGAGCAUAUUCCAGAGUACUUGGGAGGCAACGACACCGAGGACCUAAGCUACCCAAAGCCCAGCGAAGAACACACCACGCCAAUGAAGACGAGAGACGCUGAGUUUUUGCGUCUUUGCAGUGUGCGCGACGAGCUUUACGUAAGAUUCAUUGAUGCUACGAUUCGUUGGGUCGAAAGCACCAACCCGGAGGUCAGCUCGCAGUAUUUGAAGGAUAAGAUCCAGAUCAGCUACGAGCUCUCCGACAAUUACAUUGCCCUUGAUCCAUACCUCAGAAAUCCUGGCGUUUUCGACCGGAAUGGAUUCUUGAGCUUGAGAAACUAG